AUGACAUACAUUCUCGGAUUGAACAGUGGAUCGUCCUUCGAUGGUGUCGAUGCUGUGCUCUGCAAGAUUGAGUUGGCAGAGGAUGGCCACCCUGCGCGUCCCAGCUAUGUAGACGGCUUGACCGUCGAUUGGCCAGAAGAGUUGCAGCCUCUCAUCCUGCGCGCCUUCGAUAACGACCUUACUAUCUUCGAAAUGACAAGGCUCAACUAUGCUGCUGGUGCAUUAUACGCAGAAGCCGCAAAUGCCCUUCUUCAAAAGGCGGGACUCAAGCCACAAGAUAUAGACGUUAUUGGCUACGAUGGCCAAACUAUAUAUCAAGAGCCACCCGACCGAGUCAAAGAGCGUAAUUAUAUCCAGAGUGGCAGCAAGAGUCUAGUCGACCGGUGGCUGAAGGGAGGGUUUCCCUGUGGCUUUUUCAUUGCGGAAUCAGGAGUUGUGGCUGCCCUGACUGAUGUGGAUACUGUCACCCAAUUUCGACCUCUGGACCACGCUCUAGGGGGGUCUGCAGCACCUUUGAUGCAGUAUCUGGACUUCGUGUCAUUCCGCAACGAUGGACCAACAGUGACAUUGAAUAUUGGUGGUAUUGCCAACCUCCAGCUUGCUGAUAAGGAUCGGAGCAAGAUGAUGGCGUUCGAUACUGGCCCGGGCAAUGUAAUGAUUGACCACGUUGUCAAGGCUCGGACAGGAAAGGGUUAUGACAAGGACGGUGAACUAGCUGCCAAGGGUCAAAUCAUUUCAUCCUUAUUCGAAGAACUGAAGACUCAUGAUUUCUUCAAGCGAACCCCCCCGAGAUCGGCUUGGCGGCUUGAUUUUGGUGCUACGUACGCCGAAAAUAUCCUCAAAGUGUACGCUUCAUCUUCAACAGAAGACCUACUCGCUACUCUGACACAAUUUACUGCAUAUGCUAUCACUAGCAGCCUCGUCGACUUCAUCCUCCCUCGCACGCAUGUGGUCCGUGUGAUCGCAUCUGGUGGUGGCACAAGAAACGCGACCCUCAUGAAAAAUCUUGGUGCAGAGUUAGCGAAACAUCAACUACAGCUUUCUGUCAGCGAUGAGUUCGGAAUCCCUGCUGCUUACAAAGAGGCCAUCAAGUUUGCGACCUUGGCCUUCGCAACCAAGAGAGGACUAGCAAACAAUAUUCCGGCAGCUGGUGGCGCCGUAAAAUACGCCGUGUUGGGAAAGCUGACGCUAGCUCCAUGGAGAGCCAAGAAUGCGGAGGAAGUUGUUGACCGUAAUAAGAGGGUGCUUGGAAUAUAA
Molecule: messenger RNA, 1257 nt
Organism: Phaeoacremonium minimum UCRPA7
Lineage: Eukaryota; Fungi; Ascomycota; Sordariomycetes; Togniniales; Togniniaceae
Product: putative anhydro-n-acetylmuramic acid kinase protein
Exons: 1
Coding region: 1-1257 (418 amino acids)
Biological process (GO): peptidoglycan turnover; amino sugar metabolic process
Molecular function (GO): ATP binding; phosphotransferase activity, alcohol group as acceptor
Source: RefSeq, a predicted model, not a curated record